AAUCCGAUCAAACAAAUUCAAGAGCUAGCAAUAAUGGCCAGAAUCGGACCUUUUCCACAAUUCCGGGAGCCCGUCUUUAUUCAGAAAAAAGCUCCAAACGCCGCCAUCAAGAAGGAUGAGAAAGUCGUCAACACCGCCCGUCGAGCCGGCGCCGAGAUCAAAUCCUUCAAAAAAUGGAAUGAUGGGACGAACAAGGCGGCCUCCAGUGGUACUACUUUGAACACAAGGAAGCUUGAUGACGAAACUGAAAAUUUUGCUCAUGAAAGAGUGGCAACAGAACUGAAGAAAGCUAUCAUGCAGGCUCGAAUGGAUAAGAAACUCACCCAGACUCAACUUGCCCAGAUGAUCAACGAAAAGCCUCAAAUCGUACGAGAUUAUGAAUCCGGAAAAGCUAUUCCUAACCAGCAGAUAAUCGGUAAACUCGAGAGGGCACUCGGUACGAAGAUGCCAAGGCACCGGUCGACACCGUCCAUCGGAAAAGACCCUGAUGUUUCGCUACUUUCCGGCGAAAAAGUCUAUCACGUUUCGCUGCUGCUCAACAGAAAAGUCUAUAAUGUUUCGCAACUGUUCAACAGUGAGGAGUUUAAUUUCUUUCUGUGGCUUUUCACAGAGAACGAUGGACUCCCAAGUUAUUAUGGUUCUCAUUGUAGUGGUUUCAAAGACUGGGGGGCUUAUCCAACAUUAUAGCUUGCUAUCCAAAGUGUGUUAACCUGUAUCAUGGGCUACUAUUUGAAUGAUCUUUGUUUUCU
Molecule: messenger RNA, 749 nt
Organism: Hibiscus syriacus
Lineage: Eukaryota; Viridiplantae; Streptophyta; Magnoliopsida; Malvales; Malvaceae
Product: multiprotein-bridging factor 1a-like
Exons: 4
Coding region: 34-687 (217 amino acids)
Cellular component (GO): nucleus
Molecular function (GO): DNA binding
Source: RefSeq, a predicted model, not a curated record